Microthlaspi erraticum is the source of this 2781-nucleotide messenger RNA. The record is from the annotation of a GenBank genome assembly. Lineage: Eukaryota; Viridiplantae; Streptophyta; Magnoliopsida; Brassicales; Brassicaceae.
AUGAGUAACAAUAAUCAUAAUCCGAGGAAGAAGAAUUUCCAGAUAGAGGCGUUCAAGCACCGGGUCGUGGUUGAUCCGAAAUACGCCGAUCGUACCUGGAAGAUUCUCGAGCAUGCAAUCGCCGAAAUCUACAAUCACAACGCAAGCGGACUCAGCUUCGAAGAGCUUUACAGAAACGCAUACAAUUUGGUUCUGCAUAAAUUCGGAGAAAAGCUUUACUCAGGACUCGUCACCGCCAUGACUGCUCAUCUCAAGGAGAUAUGCAACUCCAUCGAAUCAGCUCAAGGAGAUUCGUUCUUAGAAAUGAUCAACAGGAAAUGGAACGAUCACAACAAAGCCCUGCACAUGAUAAGAGACAUCGUCAUGUACAUGGACCGUACCUACGUCUCCAGCACCAAGAAAACGCCUGUUCACGAGCUCGGGCUCAACCUCUGGAGAGAUCACAUUGUUCAAUCAAGUAAGAUCCAGACUCGGCUUAGAAACACUCUUCUUGAAUUAGUACGCAAGGAGAGAUUAGGUGAAGUCGUUGACAGGUUGUUGAUGAGGAAUGUGAUCAAGAUGUUGAUGGAGUUAGGUGAGUUAGUGUAUUUAGAGGAUUUCGAGAAGCCGUUCUUGGAUGCUUCUGCUGAGUUUUACAAAGGAGAGUCACAGAGGUUUGUUGAGUCUUGCGACUGUGGUGAUUACUUGAAGAAAGCAGAGAAGCCUUUAGCUGAAGAAGUCGAAAGAGUCGCUCACUAUCUUGACGAGAAGACGGAAGCAAAGAUCACUAGUGUGGUUGAAAGAGAGAUGAUUUCGAAUCACAUACAGAGGCUUGUUCACAUGGAGAAUUCAGGUCUUGUGAAGAUGCUUGUGGAAGAUAAGUUUGAGGAUUUGAGUAGAAUGUAUACUUUGUUCGGGAGAGUUGAGAAAGGUCUUGCUACAGUGAGAGAUGUUAUGACUCUGCAUCUUAGAGAGAUGGGGAAACAGAUUGUUACUGAUCCAGAGAAGUCAAAAGAUCCGGUUGAGUUCGUGCAGAGAUUGUUAAACGAGAGAGAUAAGUACGACGAGAUCAUCACCAAGUCGUUUAACAACGACAAGACGUUCCAGAACUUGCUGGUUUCUUCGUUUGAGUUCUUCAUCAACUUGAACAACCGUUCUCCUGAGUUUAUCUCUCUCUUCGUUGACGACAAGAUGAGAAAAGGAGUCAAAGGCUCUGGUGAAGAAGAGCUUGAGGUUGUUUUCGAGAAAGUGAUGAUCUUGUUCCGUUACUUGCACGAGAAGGACGUUUUCGAGAAGUACUACAAGCAGCAUUUAGCGAAACGGCUUUUAUCCGGGAGAACGGUUUCAGACGACGCGGAGAGGAGUCUGAUUGUGAAGCUGAAGACGGAGUGUGGUUAUCAGUUCACUUCAAAGCUUGAAGGAAUGUUCACUGACAUGAAAACAUCACAAGACACUGUGAAAGGCUUCUACAACACCCACCCUGAGCUAUCGGAAGGGACGACGAUCUCCGUUCAGAUCCUCACGACGGGUUUUUGGCCGGCGCAACCGACGGUGCCGUGUAACUUGCCGGCGGAGGUUUCUGUGCUCUGUGAGAAGUUUAAGUCACAUUACUUAGGGACGCAUAACGGGAGGAGACUGUCUUGGCAGACGAAUAUGGGAACAGCUGAUGUGAAAGCAACGUUUGGUAAAUCUCAGAGGCACGAGCUAAACGUGUCGACUUUCCAAAUGUGUGUUCUUAUGCUUUUCAACGGCUCUGAUAGGCUUAGUUAUAAGGAGAUCGAGCAAGCGACGGAGAUUCCGCGUUCGGAUUUAAAGCGCUGCUUGCAGUCGAUGGCGUGCGUGAAAGGCAAAAACGUGUUGAGGAAAGAGCCGUUGAGUAGGGAGAUUGGAGAGGAGGAUUGUUUUGUUGUGAACGAGAAGUUUGUGAGUAAGUUUUAUAAAGUGAAGAUUGGGACUGUGGUGGCGCAGAAGGAGACGGAGACGGAGAAGUUUGAGACGAGGCAUAGAGUUGAGGAGGAUCGGAAGCCGCAGAUUGAAGCGGCGGUCGUGAGGAUUAUGAAGUCGAGGAAAGUGUUGGAUCAUAAUAAUGUGAUUGCGGAGGUUACGAAAAUGUUGCAGGGGAGGUUCUUGGCGAAUCCGGCGGAGAUCAAGAAGAGGAUUGAGUCGCUUAUUGAACCCAAGAAGCUUGAUCUCGCCGAUAACAAGCUUCUCAUCCGCAAAGCUGCAGAAAUCCGUCGUCUAUGCGAUGUCCAAUUCGAUUCCUCCAUCAUCGGCGUCGGAGAGAUCUGUAAAGCUGUUAUAUGUCUGGAGAUGGCAGCAUCUAGGAUUAAGCUUAAUGUGAAAGAAUUAGCGAUUCAAUUUGGAUGCGUUAGGAUAAUCACAACUGUGCAGAAAAGCUUAUCAGCGUAUAAGGAGCGGUUUCUUGCAUCACUGCCUGUAUCAAGAAGAGCAAAUACUGAUUUCACUAGACCUGUAUUUACUGCUGCUGCUUUCUUUUUGUGUGCCAGAAAACAAAAGCUAAAGGUAGAUAAGCAUAGAUUGAUUGAGGUUUGUGGGACAUCAGAAUCAGAAUUCUCAUGUGUCUUGACCUCUAUGAUGGACCUUUGCUUUGAGUUUUUUGGUGUAUCAAAGGAAAAGAAAGAUCCAAAGGAAUUAAAUUCAGGUCAAGGUUUGGUUGAUGUGUUACCUAAAAAGAGGAGGCAUGAUGAUUCAUCUGAUGAUGAGCCGUCAUGUUACAAAAGAGAGAAGAAGAUGGAGGAAACUAAGUUGGAGACACAACAAGAGUUGAAAGUUUUGGCAUAG